Messenger RNA from Cyphellophora attinorum, 1305 nucleotides. RefSeq names its product NADPH-dependent diflavin oxido 1. NCBI's taxonomy places the organism in Eukaryota, Fungi, Ascomycota, Eurotiomycetes, Chaetothyriales, Cyphellophoraceae. The record is from RefSeq and is a predicted model, not a curated record. Gene Ontology annotation, molecular function: FMN binding; oxidoreductase activity; flavin adenine dinucleotide binding. Gene Ontology annotation, cellular component: cytosol. Bases 1 to 1305 code for a protein of 434 amino acids. The transcript has 2 exons.
AUGAGCUGGCGCCAAGACCUUGAUGGACCAGCAAUGAUGACCACAACCGUACCAUCCAUAUCGGCUGAAUCAACGUCAAGGCCGGACCGCUCGGCACUCAUCCUCUACGCCACCGAGACCGGCACAGCACAAGACAUCGCUUCAUCAUUCCGGCCAUUGCUUGCCCAGCAAAAGUUUACGACCGUCGAAAUCAUACCCUGUGACGACCUGCCUUCUCCCUCUUACCUUCACCACUACUCAAUAUGCAUCUUCGUCAUCGCCACUGCUGGACAGGGUGACAUACCGAACAAUGCGCGCGAGCUGGUGGCUGGGGCGGAGCUGAGUGGCGUGAGGUUUGCUUGUGUAGGCUUGGGCGACCGGGCAUACCUCAAAUUCAACUGGGCGGCAAGGAAGGCGCGGAAGAGACUGAUUCAGCUCGGAGCAGAAGAAGUGGUGAAAGCUUGUGAGGCAGAUGAGAGUGGUGAGGAAGGUGUUGAGGGUGGUGUUAAUGAAUGGCUGGUCGGAUUUGAGGCCUGGUUGACGGAGGAGUGGCCUACAGCGAAUGGUGGCGACCAAGGUCACCUGGUGGUUGAGGAAGGGCCUCAAUGGCUAUUGGAAUCAGCUGACGAGCAUGUGCAUCAGCCACACGCAAACGGCUCAGCUAACGGCGGCCACCUCAAUGGCUCUACGGAGUUACAUGCAUCGUCGCGACCACAACUCGAAGAUGGAAUACCAGCAAUACUCACACUCAACAAAAGACUCACUCCGCCAGAUCACUGGCAAGAUGUCCGUCUCCUUCGCCUUCAAACGCCCUUAGACCUCGACUAUCUUCCUGGCGACGCACUCGCCCUCCUCCCAGAGAACGACCCGGAGGAUGUGAACGCACUCCUAGAUUUGAUGAAUUGGACCGCCGUCGCCGACGUCCCGAUCGUCCUCAAGCCAGCGCCCUCAAACAUGUCCAAUGCCACCGCCACAACAACCAGAACCUACCCGUGCCUUGAGCGCCCUUCCCUUCCCCACCUCACCACGCCCAACUCCUCCCACGACCCCAGCUCACAACCAACAACGACCCUCCGCAACCUACUCACCACCACCCUCGACAUCUCCGCUAUACCCCGACGCUCCUUCUUCCGCACCCUCGCUCGCUACUGCACCCAGGACACCUUCCAACGGGAACGCCUGCUCGAGUUCACCGACCCGCAGUUCCUAGACGAGUACUUUGACUAUGCGACGCGGCCGCGGCGGAGCAUACUAGAGAUUCUGCAGGAGUUCCAGGCUGGGGUGAGAGUGCUUGGCAGCAGGCUCUGGAGAUACUGCCCGUGCUGA